Messenger RNA from Penicillium salamii, 7425 nucleotides. The record is from the annotation of a GenBank genome assembly. Lineage: Eukaryota; Fungi; Ascomycota; Eurotiomycetes; Eurotiales; Aspergillaceae.
AUGAAUUCAACAACUGGACAAGGGCAAGCAUCGUGCAGAGGCUGCGGAGAUGACCACUCAUAUCAACCAAUCGCAGUCAUCGGGAUGGCCAUGCGAUUGCCGGGGGGUGUCCGAAGUGGCGAGGAGUUUUGGGAAAUGCUGGUAGAAAAACGUGAUGGUCUCUGUGAGGUGCCUCCCUCGCGCUGCUCGAGGGAGGCAUCCAACAAUCCCGAUCGCGGGAGUUCGAAUGAAGUCAGAAAAGGGUUCUUCUUGCAGGAAGAUCCUGCUUACUUUGACACGUCUUUCUUUUCUGUUCCUCCCCAGGAGGCUGGGAAACUGGAUCCACAGCAAAGACUCUUGAUGGAAGUUGUCCGAGAGUGUUUAGAAAACGCUGGGGAGACCAAGUGGCGUGAUGAGAAAGUGGGUUGUUUUGUUGGCGUUUUUGGUGAAGAUUGGCUGGAGAUGUCGCAUAAGGACUUGCAGGAUGUUGGCCAAAUCUAUCCCAUUGCAACAGGUGGAUUCGCGCUUGCAAAUCAAAUAUCGUAUCGAUUUGACUUGCAUGGUCCGAGCAUGACAAUACAAACGGCCUGCUCCUCCUCGUUGGUCAGCCUUCAUGAGGCCUGUCAGGCACUCCUGUCCAAUGAAUGUUCAACAGCCCUAGUGGGUGGGACAAGCUUGAUAUGGAGUCCAACAAUGACUGAUUCACUUAACAAAAGCUUGGUCUUAUCCCCAAGUGGAAUCUCUCAUACCUUUGAUGUCGAUGCCGAUGGAUAUGGGAGGGGUGAAGCAAUCAAUUGCCUUUAUCUCAAACUAUUAAAGGAUGCCCUUCGCGACAAUGAUCCGAUCCGUGCUGUCAUUCGCUCAACAGUCACUAACCACGAUGGCAAGACCCCGAACUUUACUAAUCCAUGUCCGAUAUCACAAGAGAAGUUGAUCCGCCAUGCAUAUAAGAUUGCAGGGAUUGAAUCUAUCGACUCAACACCCGUCUUCGAAUGUCAUGGUACUGGGACUGCGGUUGGCGACGUGAUCGAAACAUCGGUUGUUGCAAUGUUGACAGAAGAAAAAGAGACAUGGAUCUCCGCAGUAAAACCCAAUGUCGGCCACUCGGAGGGCGCAUCUGGUAUCACCAGCAUCAUCAAAGCCAUUCUAUCACUCGAGUACAAAACAAUUCCACCUAAUAUUCAUUUCCAGACACCGAACCCCAAAAUUCCAUUCGCCGACGGAAAGCUGCAUGUACCCGUGGAGCCUAUCCCGUGGCCCGACCACAGACCUGAAAGGAUCAGCGUCAACUCUUUCGGCAUCGGUGGCUCAAAUGCUCAUGUGAUACUAGAGUCUGCCUCAACAAUCAUUUCGAAGCCCAUACCAAUAUCUGUGGACUAUCGCAAUGACCCACAACUCCUGGUUGUAUCUGCGCAUACUGCCGAUACUCUUCGCAAACGGAUUCACCAAGUCACCACGUACACCAACACUCACCCUGACCGCUUGUGUGACCUAGCCCAUACCCUAGGCUGUCGAAGAGAACACCUAACACACAGAGCGUUUGCGGUUUUGCAGUCUGAUACCCAGGUUCUGGAGGAGACAGCAUUCACGAGUUUCAACUCAACGGCGCCCCAUGUCACAUUCGUGUUUACUGGCCAGGGAUCUCAGUGGCCGGGGAUGGGAAAAGGAUUGAUCUCCAACUUUCCAAAAUUCAAGCAAGCCAUCAAGUCAAUGGAUGAAGCUUUGCAACAGCUGCGAGAUUAUCCGAGUUGGCUAAUCUACGAUGAGCUUAGCAAGGAAGGCCCGGACUCAAGAAUACAUGAAGCCGAGUAUUCUCAGCCUCUUUGUGUCGCUCUUCAGAUUGGUAUCGUCAACAUUCUUGCCAGCUGGGGGAUAUGUCCCUCUACAGUAGUCGGGCAUUCCAGCGGGGAGAUUGUGGCUGCAUAUGCCGCCCGGGCUAUUUCGAUGAGAACGGCGAUAAUCUUGGCAUACUAUCGGGGUAAAGUGGCCAAGUCGUUGGAGGGAUUGGGUGCCAUGGUGGCAGUUGGUCUUUCCCCCGAGGAAGUGCUCCCUUUCCUCACCCCUGGAGUGGUCGUUGCCUGCCACAACAGUCCUCACAGUGUCACUCUCUCCGGGGAUAAAGAAUCAGUGAAUCAAGCGGUUAUUAAAAUCAAGGCAGCAAGUUCGGAUACGCUUUGUCGGCAAUUGCCUGUUCAAACCGCGUAUCACUCGGAUCACAUGAAGCAUAUCGGACUCGAGUAUCAGCUCUCGAUAGCUAGCCAGAUUGAACAUGAACAAGACAUGCUGCCGUUUUUCUCUAGUGUCACCGGUCAAAUAAUCACUGACCCUCGUGGGCUCGACGCGUUGUACUGGCGACGGAAUUUGGAGUCACCAGUGCUAUUUACUGAGGCGAUACAGAGUGUGCCUGCUGGUGGAGCCUCUGUGUUUUUGGAGAUUGGCCCACACUCAGCCCUUGCCGCCCCUCUGCGACAAAUUUUCCGAACGUUGGCGGGAAGGUCUCCAAUAUAUAUUCCCACCGUUUUUCGCUAUGACGACAACGCCAAGAGCCAGCUACUCAGGACUGCCGGGCAGGCCUUUGCCAGUGGAAUCCCUGUCAACCUUUCCGCCAUUAUUGGAAGAGGGAAGACUUUAACCGACAUCCCCCCUUAUCCUUGGCAGCAUGACCGUCCCUAUUGGACCGAGAGCCGGACCAGUCGAGAUUGGAGGCAACGCAAAUAUCCACACCAUGAGAUUCUUGGUUCUCGUGUCGUUGAAACAACUGAUGAUGAUCCUUCUUGGCGCAACCACCUCACAACAGAUGACGUGCCAUGGCUUCUGGACCAUGUGAUUCAGGGGACAGUCACAUUCCCCGGUGCCGGCUUUGUUGCAAUGGCAGGAGAAGCAGUCCAGCAGCUUGAAACGACCAAGGAUGGCUACUCCGUGCGUCAUGUGGCAUUGAUAAUGCCAAUACUGUUCCACGAAGGCGAGCAGAUUGAGGUGGUCACAAGUCUCAGUCCGAUCGAAGUGGCCGACAGAAUUCCAUCUGGCUGGUAUAGGUUCAAGAUCAUGACUCAUGAUGGAGAACGAUGGAAGAUGCACUGUGAAGGCCAAGUCAGAGCUGGCAUCGAACGUACACCUAAAGUUUCACCAAUAUGCUCUUACGCAAGACUGGUUCCAUCGGAAGGAGUAUAUCAUGUUCUUCAACGCUGUGGUAUAGAGUAUGGUACUCAAUUCCGGGGUCUUGAAAAUAUAACAGCUGACCCCACUGGUCCGAGGGCAACUGCCACAGUCAUGGGCAAUCGUGGAAUCCCUGGAAGCAGAUAUACACUACAUCCCGCUGCAAUUGAUCAAUGUCUUCAAUUGAUGGGAAUUGCCGGUUCCCGGGGAUCCCUUAGACACCUCACUUCUAUUUAUGUUCCAGCCGCCAUAGAAAACAUGGUCGUCAAACCCGGGGGACCAUGUCUCAGGGCAACUGCCCAAACACAACUCAGUGUUCGAGACGGCCAAUUGGGCAGCACCACUGCAAUGAUUGAUGACCAAACAGUCCUCAACAUAGAAAAUGCUUACUUGUUCCCACUUGAAAGCGACCAAAUGGAUUAUGGAAGUGGACCAGCCAGCUUGGUAAGCCAUAUUGAGUGGAAACCUGACAUCGAUCUGAUAUCGCCGUCUUUGCUUCUGUCUACCCCACAGGGUAAUACCCAAAACGCAGAAAACGUGAAAGCAUUGGGACAAUUAUCCACACUUUAUAUUUUGGAGACAGCAGAUCAGAUUCGCAGUGUUGAUCCCUCGUCAACCACCAUGAUCAAAUGGAAGAAUUCCAUGCUGGUUGACGCUUCCGACAUCAAGACAAGAGCCCAAAAGCCGAUUUAUCCACAUGCAAGUGAUUGGGCUUACUUGGAUUCAGCCAGCAGGCAGAUGUUGAUUAAAGACAUUCUGGCUGAAAGCAAAUUUACCUUUGAUGCCCCACUUGCGCUUUGCAUGCAAACCAUCUAUGAAAACUGCAAGGACUUCGUCUCCGGGGCUAGUGAACCUUUAGAAGUUCUCAUGAAGAACAACCUAUUGCACGAUUAUCACGGUGCGCAUACGCAAUAUGCAGAUUGGAGUCCUUUCCUGUCAUUGCUGUCCCAUUCGAUACCAGGCAUGCGUGUCCUUGAGAUCGGCGCCGGAACAGGUUCUGCGACAGCGAUGGUCCUAGAGCAUCUAAGAACAAAACACGGAGUUCGACUGUAUGGAGAGUACGUUUUCACCGAUAUUUCAUCCGGAUUUAUGGCCGCUGCAAAGGAAAGGUUCUCCGAAGAGCAGUGCAUAGAGUAUAGAGUUCUCGACAUAACCUUAGACCCGAUGGAACAAGGGUUCGAUGCUCACAGCUUCGACUUGGUGAUUGCCUCUAAUGUCAUCCACGCCACUCCGAGUCUUCAGUCAUCACUUUGCCAUGUUCACAGCCUUCUUAAACGCACAGGCUGGUUCUUACUUCACGAAAUUUGUCCUGAGGUAUCGGUUGCACAGCUGACCAUGGGACCCUUUCCAGGCUGGUGGCUCGGUGAAGAUGAUGAUCGAGUCUACAAGCCUUGGGUCUCCCAAGCGAGGUGGCAUCGUGAGUUACAAUCAGCAGGAUUCAGCGGGGCCGACGUCACAGCCUACGAUAUUGAGCCCCCAUACAAUGUUGCGGCCAGCUAUAUCUCACGUCCCUUGUGCGACACACCUAUCGACCAUGAAAUCUGGUUACUUACAAAAAGUGCCACUCCGUCUCAAUGGAUAAACGCCGUUCAGUCGGCACUCGGCGACAACGGAUACACAACCAAUCUGACCACUCUGCACGAAGAACCACCCAAAGGCAAAUUCAUAAUCUGUCUAUUGGAUUCGGAAUGUGGUCCCACGCUCAAUAAACUUGAAGAUACAUAUCCUUUGCUUCAAAGUUAUGUAGAAAAAGCGGGGGAGUGCCAGAUUCUCUGGGUGACCGAAUCAACAACUCUCAGUUGUUCGAUGCCGCUACAUGGAUUAGUCCAUGGCUUUGCUCGCACCCUAAGGGCAGAGUUGCUACUUGACUUUUCUGUCCUUGAAGUCCCUUCGUGGGAUGGUUGCAACGCAAAUGCAGUGGCACAGGUCUGCGAGAAAAUUCAAAUUUCGAGAGCACAGUCUCUUCCAGACCCGGAGUAUGAAUUUGUGCUUGAUGGAGGGGAAACAAAAAUUGGCCGGUGCCACUGGACGCCACUGAUGGAAGAGCUUGCCAGCCCGCCUAUCCCGAAUGCACCUCGGAAGCUCGAUCUUACGGCAUAUGGAUUACUUGACACACUCCAGUGGAUUCAAAAGGAGCAAUUUGAGCUAGCUGCAGGGCACGUGGAAGUCCAGAUGGAAUAUGUCGGCUUGAAUUUCAAGGAUAUGAUGGUUUCCAUGGGCUUUUUCGGGAGCAAGGAAGACCUCGGUCUCGAAGGUAGUGGAAGCAUUCUUCGAGUCGGACCUGAAGUGGAAGGCUUCAGCGUCGGUGAUCGUGUUGUACUGAUGCAUCCCGGGGCGUUGGGAUCGAAGGUUAUAGUGCCGCAAGACACUUGCAUCCACCUUCCAGAGAGCCUGUCUAUGGCUGAUGCCGCAACGAUGCUGACAGCAUAUGUCACUGUGAUGUACUCACUCUUAGAAGUGGGCUGCCUCAAAAAGGGCCAGUCCGUCCUGAUCCAUUCUGCAUGUGGCGGUGUUGGUCUCGCCGCCGUUCAAGUAUGCCAGGCCGUUGGUGCUGAGAUAUAUGCCACUGUUGGUAACGAUGUGAAAGUGAGCUACCUGAUGGAGACUUAUGGCUUGGCACGAGACCGUAUUUACAACUCUCGCAACACUUCUUUCCAAGCGGACCUGAUGCACGCAACCGCAGGUCAGGGCGUGGAUAUCGUUCUUAACUCACUUUCUGGUAAUCUUCUCCAUGCAUCAUGGCAGUGUGUGGCCAAAUUCGGACGAAUGAUUGAGCUGGGCAAGAGGGACUUCAUCAGCCAUGGUGUUCUUGACAUGAGCACAUUUGAAUGUAAUCGCGCAUUUAUUGGUGUUGACCUUGCACAAGUUGGCAAAGAAGCGCCUGAAUCUCUUAAGAGCAUGUUGACAUUAUUCUCGGACUGGUAUCAUCGAGGUUCGAUCGGUCCUAUUCAUCCUGUCAAAGUAUUCGAAGCGGUGGAUAUUGUCAGUGCAUUCAGGUAUAUGCAAGCCGGUACCCAUAUGGGUAAGAUCCUUGUCCACCUGCCCACCAACUCUGAAACUUUGCCUCUCCCUGUUGUCAAAAAGUUCCCAUCCUUCCGAGCCGAUGCGAGUUACUUGCUAGUCGGUGGACUGGGUGGUAUUGGCCGAUAUGUGGCAUCAUGGUUAGUUGAACAGGGCGCUGGAGAGAUUGUGUUUUUAUCCCGGUCAGCUGGAAUAUCGAACGAUGAUCAGAAGUUCGUUCAUGAGCUGGAGACGCAAGGCUGUCAUGUCAUCUGCGCAGCAGGCGAUGUCACCAACAGAAAGGACGUGGAAGCGGCGGUCGAUAGACGAACUCGUCCUCUAGCUGGAGUGCUACAAAUGGCAAUUGAUCUCAAGGAUCGCCUCUUCUUGCAGAUGAGCUAUGAAGAGUGGGAAGCUGCAAUCGCCCCGAAACUUAUCGGCACCUGGAACCUGCACUGUGCUACGGAGCAGGACUCUCUUGACUUCUUCGUCGUGUUUGGAUCCAUAGCUGGUGUGUGCGGUAACACUGGGCAGGCAAAUUAUGCGGCCGCGACGACAUAUCUUGAAGCUCUUACACGAUAUCGGCGGCAAAGAGGUCUGCCUUCCUCCGUCUUGCACCUUGGAGUCGUUGGAGAUGUGGGCGUUGCUAGUCGCAAUGCCCGCUUCCUCCAAAGGGUACAGUCAAUCGCACUACAUGUGCUUAAUGAGAGUGAAGUUGUCGAUGCACUAGCAGCAGCUAUCAACAUAUCACCACCCAACUCUGCUAGUGCCUCAGGGUCGAUAGCCGUCGGACUUGCGCACACCAAACGCCGUUCCGAUCUCCCCAAGGAAAUAUUCUUGGGGGGACGGGAUGCUCGAUUUGCCAUUUAUCCCAACCUUGAAUCUACCGGCGGGGCGAUUGGGGGAGACAAAUCGAGUCAAGUCAACGCGCUAAAGGCCCUGCUAGCUGAAAUCCAGCGUGAUCCCUCGCUUACAGGGAAACAGGAAACUGAAAUCGCACUGAUCAAGGAACUCGGUCGCUUCGUGAGUCUGAAUCUCACGGGGCAGACUCAAGACCCAUCCCAGGAUAAUUCUGACGACACCAGCUAUAUUGAGGCUAUGGCAGAAAUUGCCGUGGACUCUCUGAUGGCAAUUGAAGUUCGAAACUGGCUGCGCAGGUCGCUGGGAGUGGAGAUUCCCACGGUGGAGAUCAACCGAGCGGGUACCUUGAGAGGCUUGGUGAAGAUUGUUUUGAAGGGCCUUGGGGAGAAGUAUGACCAAAGCCCUGUCUUGGAUACUGCUGCUGGCUAG